AUGGCCAAUCCCGUCGCCGCCGCCACAUCUCCUCCAUCUUCCGCAGCUCGAGUCUUCGCUAUUCCCGAGCUAUUCGAAAAGAUUGUGCUCGAAUUCAUCGCAUCAGAGAUUAGAAGCCCAUUAGCCGCCCCCAACACUCCCCAGCGCAAAAUCAUGUAUCGCAGAUAUAUUGAAGACCCAUUCCGUCUCCUACGCAUCGACCGUCAUACCCACGCGACCAUCGUAAACUCUAAGCGAAUUCAAGCCCUUUGCUUUGCACCAACGAGCUUGCGAAUAGGACCCACAGUUGCCGGCUGCCCCGACCGCCUCAUUUGGUUGAGUAUUGCUUGCGGAAGGUUCGGUCUCGCGGAGACUCGCGACUUACCCACCAUCAUGUUAAUCUCUAAAAGAGAUCUGCAGCUCGAUGACAGCCCUUGGGCAUCGUGGCGCAAGUAUCCUGUCAUGCCGGCUGGAAGGAAUGCUGUGACUCUCCACGUCAUGAGACGAACGGUGGAUGGAGUUGUGUUGUUCCGCAAGAAGUUCCGCAUUGAAGUAGAGUGGACAUUGGGUGAAUUGUAUGACAAGAUCAUGGAGAUGGGGCGGAAAGACGAGAAAUUCAGCUCUUGA
Messenger RNA from Pseudocercospora fijiensis CIRAD86, 606 nucleotides. RefSeq lists its product as uncharacterized. Bases 1 to 606 code for a protein of 201 amino acids. Lineage: Eukaryota; Fungi; Ascomycota; Dothideomycetes; Mycosphaerellales; Mycosphaerellaceae. The record is from RefSeq and is a predicted model, not a curated record. The transcript has a single exon.